AUGGCCUCAGUAGCAACACCAAGGACGGCACCACCACCGUCGCGACCUUUGACCAGCAAUGGCAAUAGCGGCAGCAGCAGCAGCAGCAAUAGCAACAGCGCCGGCACAGGCACAGGCACAGGCACAAGUUCCAACCACUCCACAUCCAUAAGCAACUCAAACCUAAAGCUAACCAUCCGUUUGCUUCCACCAACCCUCACCGAGUCUGAGUUUUUGAAUCAAUUAGCGUCGUACUACCCUUACCACGCCACGAAAAUUGUCCAUUCAUACUAUCACCAAGGUGCACUUCCUGUCAAACUCUUUGACUUGCCCGAGUAUUCGCGAAGUUAUCUCAGUUUCAACAAUUCCAACGACGUCAAUGAGUUCUUGACUUAUGUCAAAGGGAAAUCAUUCCAGGAUGAGCGUGAAGAUUGCAUGAUUCCACUAAUUGAAAAGUCGAUAUAUAAUAAAAUGAUUGACUCUAAGGUUCAGGAGAAGAAUAAGAACAAAAGAAAGAAGAAAGAGGUGAAUAUUGAAGAUGACGAGAUAUACUUGAAGUUUGUUGCUUUUGUCAAUAACGAAAUUGAUCUGUUUCAGUUGAAACAAGUGAAUAAGGCUGUUAAGAAGAAGAAUAAGAAGAAUGCAGCUGAGCCGGCCAAGAAAAAGAAGGAGACAAAAGAAGAGAAGGCUGCGAGAAAGAAGUUGCAACGAAAGUUGAACAAGGAAAAGCAAAAAAAGAAGGAGUUGGAGGUAAAGACUGGUGAUAAGCCAAAGAGUGAACCAAAUAAACCAGCUAAAGACAAAUCUAAAGACAAAAAUACCAAACCCAAAGACAAUAAAGACAAUAAACCCAAGCCAAAGCCAAAGAAAGAUAAACCCAAGAAGAAACCGGAGGAAUCUAAAGAACCACCUAAAUCUGCACCUGAAUCAAAGGAAGCGUCAACUUCAGAAGCUGCAAAACGAAAAAGACCCAGAAGAAAACCAAAGAACAAAGAAGGACCUAAAGAAGAAGGUAACAGCCAACCUAAAAACAAGCCAAAACCAAAGGAAAGCCAGUCAGAACCAAAGCCAAAGAAACCCGAAUCAAGACCUGUUACAGCUUAG
Spathaspora passalidarum NRRL Y-27907 is the source of this 1083-nucleotide messenger RNA. RefSeq lists its product as uncharacterized. Gene Ontology annotation, cellular component: cytoplasm; nucleolus. The transcript has a single exon. Lineage: Eukaryota; Fungi; Ascomycota; Pichiomycetes; Serinales; Debaryomycetaceae. Bases 1 to 1083 code for a protein of 360 amino acids. Gene Ontology annotation, biological process: positive regulation of translation; nuclear-transcribed mRNA catabolic process, nonsense-mediated decay. Gene Ontology annotation, molecular function: mRNA binding. The record is from RefSeq and is a predicted model, not a curated record.